UACCGGGAUUUCUUCCAUGAUCGGAUGCCAUUAGGUCGCCACUGUUCAAAUUGUAUACGUAGCAUCCUCUCGAGAUACUAGAGCCAUGCCUCGCUCUGAUGAGGCAGCAGCUUGGUACACCAUGGUAUAUAGGGCCGUGCAAGAGGUUCCUCACGGCAAGGUCACUUCGUAUGGGCACAUUGCCAUGCUGUUGGGAUACCGUGAGCAACCUCGCCAAGUAGGAAUGUGUCUCAAGUAUCUUCCGUCCGCAGCGGAUCAGCCUGAUGCGCGAUACAACAGCGAUACCGUACCCUGGCAGCGCGUCAUCAACUCCAAAGGAGUCAUCAGCAACAGAGGCGGAAAUGGCGCGCAACGUCAAGAAUCGGCGCUUGCCCUUGAAGGUGUUCAAGUUGAAAGAAGCAGUCUGGGCGAGCGAAUAGUUGACUUUGACUUGUAUGGCUGGUUUCCAGAUCAGUUGCCUAGUGAAGCUCGCGGUGACGAAGAGUCAUCAUAGUUUCCUCGCCCGAAUAUCUGACGAGAACUCUCAAUGUCUUUGUCACAGCGGGCACAUCGUCUGGAAUGAGUCGUCCCUCCGCUAGGAUUGCGUGUGUUGAAGAAACUGUGGCGGCACGUGGGCUGUAGGGGUUGGUCAUCAAUUCAUUACCAUUUGAGUCUCGGAAAUCAUCAGGGUCAUUGCAUGUCUUUGUCGGCGACACGGUAG
Dissoconium aciculare CBS 342.82 is the source of this 700-nucleotide messenger RNA. RefSeq names its product DNA binding methylated-DNA--cysteine S-methyltransferase. The transcript is spliced from 4 exons. Gene Ontology annotation, biological process: DNA repair. Gene Ontology annotation, molecular function: catalytic activity. Bases 86 to 493 code for a protein of 135 amino acids. The record is from RefSeq and is a predicted model, not a curated record. NCBI's taxonomy places the organism in Eukaryota, Fungi, Ascomycota, Dothideomycetes, Mycosphaerellales, Dissoconiaceae.